Messenger RNA from Photinus pyralis (common eastern firefly), 507 nucleotides. RefSeq lists its product as uncharacterized. The record is from RefSeq and is a predicted model, not a curated record. Lineage: Eukaryota; Metazoa; Arthropoda; Insecta; Coleoptera; Lampyridae. The coding region runs from base 87 to 500 and encodes 137 amino acids. The transcript has 2 exons.
AGACCACACUGUAGCAGUUAGAUAAGAUAACCAAAUUUUGUUUGCAGGCCGGAGAAAUUCAAAAUAUUAAGCAAUCAAUUCAAAAAAUGAUUCUGAGGCUGAGCAGAUUGGCAAUUUUAAACUAUCGUAGCAUCAAGUUUUGCUCGGCCAGACCAAACUCAACUAAACCUACGGAAGACAUCAGCAGACCAGUGGUCUAUACGCGAAGUGCUGCCAACCAGUGGAAGGCACAGUACUCGCGUGAAGGUGGUCCAAACACUCGCUUAUGGUACGAACCGUACGUUGUAUUAACGAGCAUAGCAGUAUUUCUAAUUUACUUUUGCAUUCUUCGUGAAGAGUCAGACAUAGAUCGGAAAUUUGACAAAUCAUUGUAUGACCACAUUGAAGGUUUGGAAGAGAAGCAGCUUAUAAUUAGCCUGAAGUAUAACGAAGAACACGGGUUAGACACCAAGGCAAUUGUAACACGCUUGGAAGAGCUUGCCAAAGACAAUAAAAAAUAGUAAUUGA